GAAUCAAUAAACCUUCCAUACAUGAUAGCCGAGCUCAUCAUAGCCCUCCUCUCCACCGUUGGCAAUCUGCUAGUCUGCGUAGCAGUUGGACUAAACAGGAAGCUCCAAACAGUCACAAACUACUUUCUAGUAUCACUAGCGGUGGCGGAUAUCUGCGUCGGUGCAUUGGCGAUCCCUUGCGCGAUUAUGACAGACCUGGGAAUCCCUAGGCACAACCUCUACUUGUGUUUACUAAUGCUGUCUGUGCUAAUCAUGCUAACCCAAAGCUCCAUCUUUAGCCUGCUGGCAGUUGCUGUAGAGCGUUAUGUAGCCAUUUUUAUGCCUUUCCAAUACCAUCGGCUCAUGACACCCCGAAACGCGGUGCUGAUUUUGUGCGUGACUUGGACGCUGGCUUUUCUGAUCGGUUUGGUGCCGCUGAUGGGUUGGCAUAAGCCUCCGCCUGAAUCGGGCUACUGUUUCUUUGUGUUUGUGGUGGAUAUGACCUACAUGGUCUACUUUAACUUCUUCGCCUGCGUCUUGGUUCCACUGGUGGUCAUGUUUCUCAUCUACGCACAGAUUUUUGUCACGGUGAAGCGUCAGAUGAGGAGGAUCGCUGCCGAACGCGGAGGUGCAGGAAACACAGAGGGAACGGCGAAGAUGAAGAAAGAGAUGAAGAUGGCAACUUCACUCUUCUUAGUCCUUUUCCUGUUCACUUCCUGCUGGAUUCCACUUCAUAUUAUUAACUGUUUCCUGCUGCUGUGUCCAUCGUGUCCCGUUCCUCUACCGCUUUUAUUAACAGCUAUUAUUCUCUCCCAUGCUAACUCAGCUGUCAACCCGUUCCUCUACGCAUACAAGAUGAAGACCUUCAGAAAUGCCUUCAAGAGCAUCUUUAUGUGCUGCAGGGGAAUAAGUGAUGGAGACGACGCAUGA
Danio aesculapii is the source of this 909-nucleotide messenger RNA. Its product is annotated as adenosine receptor A2a-like. Lineage: Eukaryota; Metazoa; Chordata; Actinopteri; Cypriniformes; Danionidae. Gene Ontology annotation, biological process: adenylate cyclase-activating G protein-coupled receptor signaling pathway; vasodilation; G protein-coupled adenosine receptor signaling pathway. The transcript has a single exon. Bases 22 to 909 code for a protein of 295 amino acids. Gene Ontology annotation, cellular component: membrane. Gene Ontology annotation, molecular function: G protein-coupled adenosine receptor activity. The record is from RefSeq and is a predicted model, not a curated record.